GAUAUAGGAUGUCUUUGAAUGAGGGAACAACGCUGUAUAGCGGACAAGGUGUGGAGGGGAGAAGAGGAGGAAUUCUGGCAAGUGCUGCAAUAGAAGCUUGAAACUCAACUCUUGGCAUCGUGGCAGAUCAAACUGCAAGGUGAAUUCUUAGUGAUCAGUUACUGGGUAAAAUAGCACGUCUGGCAGUGCUCUGUGCUGGAAAAAAAUAAUCAGCCCAGGGACUGUCAUGGCCUGAUGGAAGGGCUCCGGUGGCUAUUGGCAGAUGUCAAGGCGCUGUAGAUGGUAGUAGACAGACAAUCGAUAGUACAAGUCACAUUUUCUUCACUUCUGGAAUUUUAUGCGAGAACUUUGGUCAACGACAAGCGGCAGAAGCAGCUAUUAAAUAUUGCACGGGUGGAUGGGACGAACUUGCCUGCCUCGAUGCACCUGGCAGUCAAUCACUAUCAAUGACUGCAUAUGAAAGUUCUUGGACUCAAGGAUAGAGAAAGUUACAGAAAAAAAAGGAAGUUCGGCUGGUUUGUGUCUACGAUUCAAUGCAGUGGCAGCGUUGUGAAGUUGCAGCCUAUCAGUCAUUGACUUGUCUAGUGUAUGUCUCUUCUAAAGAUCAAGCACCUAUUCGAGCUUCUCAAAAAUCGUCUAGUAAACAAUGCUCAAACUUCAAGUCGUAUCCAUAGAAACAUACGGGUAUACGGGGCUACUUUAUAUACGAAUUAAUGGUGGAAAGCCUAAUACAAAGGGGGCUUGUUUCUCUACUCUUACAGCCUCCCUUGUUUUAAUGUUCAGCAUUCAUCUACAAACUUCACAAGCUUCAGCUAUUGUUGGGCGCUUCAUGGCUCAGUUUGUGUCUAGAACACUCUGGCUAUGCAAAGCACAGGCGCAGUCCCAAUUUUAGCCCGAUCUUGG
This is a messenger RNA of Trichoderma atroviride IMI 206040, 903 nucleotides long. The record is from RefSeq and is a predicted model, not a curated record. NCBI's taxonomy places the organism in Eukaryota, Fungi, Ascomycota, Sordariomycetes, Hypocreales, Hypocreaceae.